Messenger RNA from Octopus bimaculoides (California two-spot octopus), 1877 nucleotides. RefSeq names its product transducin beta-like protein 3. Gene Ontology annotation, biological process: endonucleolytic cleavage to generate mature 5'-end of SSU-rRNA from (SSU-rRNA, 5.8S rRNA, LSU-rRNA); endonucleolytic cleavage in 5'-ETS of tricistronic rRNA transcript (SSU-rRNA, 5.8S rRNA, LSU-rRNA). Gene Ontology annotation, cellular component: 90S preribosome; small-subunit processome; nucleolus. Gene Ontology annotation, molecular function: U3 snoRNA binding; protein binding. Lineage: Eukaryota; Metazoa; Mollusca; Cephalopoda; Octopoda; Octopodidae. The record is from RefSeq and is a predicted model, not a curated record.
UGCGCAGACGAGAACGGUGUAACAUCCGGUUAUAAACACGUGUUUAUGAUUUUGAUUCUUCCACGUUAUGUCGAAAGAGAAAAUUAAUUUCAGUAAAUCUUUGGAAUAUGGUCCGUUCUACAGUGCUGGGAAGAUUUCUGUGACACAAGACCAUUUGAUAUGUAUCUACAAAACCCAAGUGAAUGUUGUGUCGAAAGACACUGGAAAACUUACUCGAAUCAUACAACUGUCUGACGGUCUCAGUGUGACAUGCAAUCAGGUGACACCCAAUGGCCAGAAACUGGCUGUUGCUGAUACACUCCUGCAGAUCUCAUUGAUUGAUUUAUCAUCUGAAGAAACUCAUAACUACUCCUGGAGGUCGCUCCAUUCAAAUCAUGUCCAAAGUAUGAAGUUCAACGAGGGAGGGAACCUGCUUGCCACUGGAGGGAUCGACUCUGUUGUUAAAGUAUGGGACAUUGAACAUCGAUAUUGCACCCACAACUUCAAAAGAAACUCUGGUAUUAUACGGUGCCUUUUGUUUGUGCCUUGUGGAGAAGAAGUGAAUCUUUUAUCUGGCUCAGACAAUGGAGAGAUCUGUUUGUACAACUUACGUAGAAAGUCAGUCAUCAAGACAUGCAGCCAUCACUCAGCUGCAGUUACUGAUAUGAUUCUGACUGAAGACAGCCAGACGAUGCUCAGUUCUGGACGUGACAGUAUAGUCACAAUGUGGGACACGAAAACCUUUACCAUCCAGAAGACCAUUCCAGUCUUUGAGUCCAUAGAAUCCUUGGUUUUAGUUGCCAGGCAUUUCAAGAAAAAAAAGGGUCCUUGUUUUAUAACUGCAGGGUCCAAAGGUGUAUUGAACGUGUGGGAUGCUAACAAAGGUACGACCAUCGUUAAACAGGCUGAGAGCAAACACAAGUCUGGCAUCAUGCAGGCAACUUCCACUGGGAUGACUCUUGACCGUGAUGAAGAUAAGGAUGAGGCUGGUGAUGAUGAUGAUGGUGGUGGUGGAGGUAGCUGUGGUGAAAGUGUUGUGGUGGUGGACAAUGAUUGCAUCAUUUCCUUAUACAACCCGACAGAUUUGAGUUGUAGAAAACAGUUUUGUGGUUUCUUCGAUGAUGUUCUUGAGGUGAGAUUCUUUGGUUUCAAGGAGGAAUUUAUGGCUGUCGCUAGUAAUUCAGAGAACAUUGCUGUUUAUAAAAUCAGUGAUUGGACUUGUCAGGUUUUGCGAGGUCACACAGAUAUUGUCGUUGGUCUUGACAUAUGUCCAACAAAACCUCAACUGCUGGCCAGUUGUUCCAAGGACAAAACCAUACGUUUAUGGCUUCUGACUAAAGACAAGUCAGUUUGCUGUGUUGCCAUUGGUUACGGCCAUUCCAUGUCCGUUGAUGCUGUGACUUUUUUCCGGACCUCAUCUUCGAAGCUUCUUAGUGUAUCAACAGACUGCACAGUGAAAAUGUGGAAAAUUCCUGCAGAGUUCUCCAAGAAGGAAUCAGCAGUAAUGAAGGCUAAUCAGAUGGGAAGUGGUCAUUCCAAAACUAUUUCCUGUGUUGCUGUGUCGCCAAAUGAUAAUCUCUUUGUAACUGGGUCUGAAGACCACACGGCUAAACUCUGGGACGUGUCAUCAUUUGAAGUCCUUGGUACUUUCAAGGGACACAAAUCGCGCUUAACGUCAGUGGCAUUCUCUCCUGUAGACAAGUGUGUUUCCACCGCUUCCCACGAUAGAACGGUCAGAGUUUGGAAGAUUUCAGACUUCUCCACAGCAAUGGUACUUAACCAUGAGAUGCCUGUUAUGAAGGUUCUGUUUUUGAACAACGGACGCCACGUUAUCACCGGGUGAGUCUAAAUACAUCUACUAUUCUUUCCUUUCUUCGUCUCCUGUUCAUAGAACUCUG